AUGACCGGUCGCCAGAGGAAAACGAUUAGUUGUCUCCACGCUAUCAAAAUCGGGAUGAGGAAAUUGAACCAUUUUAUGAGAUUUUGCCCGCUUCAGCUCCAGUACCGCACUAACCACCUGCUAAGGAAGUCAUUCAGAAGGCACAGAGCCUACAUAUCAACUUCCAGAAAGAAAGAUCGUGGCAAACCUCGAGUACAAUAUGAAGCAGAUCUUAAAGCCAAAGGGAAAUACCCCAUCAAUAAUUAUAUAUCUCUCAACAGAUUAUCAGAGUCACGUGUGCACUAUGUGAAGCAGUUGGCUGACAUAUCUGUCCCCAAUAAUGUAACUGAAGCAUUAGAAGACCCAAAAUAG
This is a messenger RNA of Prunus armeniaca (apricot), 351 nucleotides long. The record is from the annotation of a GenBank genome assembly. Lineage: Eukaryota; Viridiplantae; Streptophyta; Magnoliopsida; Rosales; Rosaceae.